UAUUUAGUGUUUAUUGCAACCCUGAUGAGCGACGCGGCUUUCCAUUUGCGCUCGCAUAUUUUUGUUGCAUUUUCACCAGUUUCUGCGUUAGUUUAACAAAUAGGAAUAAGUAGAAACAUCAGAAUGGAUGACAUAUUGAGUCCAGGCUUUUCAAUACCCAGCAUUGGACAUGCACCGACGCCGCUGCAUCACAGCCUGGACGCCGAUCAACAAAUCGAAGCAUUACCACAUCAAGUUUAUCAUCCACCCGCAGCAGAGCCAACAACAACGGCAGCCACAGCGCAGCAACAACAAACAGACAAUGGAACGGGCGUGCCUGAUGGAAGCAGCGGUAGCGGUUUGUUUGGUCAUGAACCCUCUAUACCUCUUGCUCAUAAACAAAUGCAAAGCUAUCAGCCCUCUGCCUCCUACCAGCAACAGCAGCAGCAAAGCGGCAACACAGGCGGCAGCACGCCCCAAUCUCUUAUGCAGCCACAGACGCCUCAGAGUAUGAUGUCCCACAUGAUGCCAAUGACAGAGCGAAGUGCACCCGGAGAUUCAUCCCUGAGUAAUAUACAUCAGACGAUGGGUCCAUCAACACCGAUGACACCUGCCACACCUGGUUCCGCCGAUCCGGGCAUUGUGCCGCAGCUGCAGAAUAUAGUAUCUACUGUUAAUCUGUGUUGUAAAUUGGACUUAAAGAAAAUAGCUCUGCAUGCGCGUAAUGCUGAGUAUAAUCCAAAGCGUUUUGCGGCCGUGAUUAUGCGUAUCCGAGAGCCACGAACCACGGCCCUGAUCUUCAGUUCCGGCAAAAUGGUAUGCACAGGGGCCAAGAGCGAAGAUGAUUCACGGCUAGCAGCUCGCAAGUAUGCGCGCAUCAUACAGAAGCUGGGAUUUCCGGCCAAAUUCCUUGAUUUUAAGAUACAAAAUAUGGUGGGCUCGUGCGAUGUAAAGUUUCCUAUCCGACUAGAGGGCCUUGUUCUGACCCAUUGCAACUUCAGUAGUUACGAGCCAGAGCUGUUUCCGGGUUUAAUUUAUCGAAUGGUGCGUCCACGUAUCGUUCUGCUGAUCUUCGUCUCUGGCAAGGUUGUGCUAACUGGAGCCAAAGUGCGACAGGAGAUCUAUGAUGCGUUCGACAAGAUAUUUCCCAUAUUGAAGAAGUUCAAGAAGCAGUCGUAAGUUUUCUUUUAGGUUAUUGACUCUUAAAGUUGACUAAUUGUAGAUUGAAAUAAGGUUAAUAAUAAAUACUGUAUUUAGUUGAUAAAU
This is a messenger RNA of Drosophila hydei, 1245 nucleotides long. RefSeq names its product TATA-box-binding protein (gene Tbp). Gene Ontology annotation, biological process: DNA-templated transcription initiation. Lineage: Eukaryota; Metazoa; Arthropoda; Insecta; Diptera; Drosophilidae. The record is from RefSeq and is a predicted model, not a curated record. The transcript is spliced from 2 exons. Bases 124 to 1158 code for a protein of 344 amino acids. Gene Ontology annotation, molecular function: RNA polymerase II general transcription initiation factor activity; DNA binding.